AUGUGGUCCGUGGGCGUGCUCACGUACAUCCUCCUCGGCGGCUACCCGCCGUUCUACGACGACGACCAGAACCGGCUCUACGCGAAGAUCAAGAGCGGCAACUACGAGUUCCACGAGGACUACUGGGGCGGCGUGUCCAAGGAGGGCAAGGACCUCAUCAUGAAGCUGCUCACGGUCAACCCGUCGGACCGCAUCACCGCGGAGCAGGCGCUCGGCCACCCGUGGAUCGUCUCCGACGACGAGGCGCUCAAGGGGUCGGACCUCGGCGUCAACCUGCGCGCCUUCAAGCGCUACAACGCCAAGCGCAAGUUCAAAUCCGCGGGCAAGGCCCUCAUCGCCGCGCGGCGGCUGUCGCUGGCCAUGCGGCCGGACCCCGCGGUCCGCCGCUGA
Molecule: messenger RNA, 390 nt
Organism: Aureococcus anophagefferens
Lineage: Eukaryota; Pelagophyceae; Pelagomonadales; Pelagomonadaceae
Exons: 1
Coding region: 1-390 (129 amino acids)
Biological process (GO): protein phosphorylation
Molecular function (GO): protein kinase activity; ATP binding
Source: RefSeq, a predicted model, not a curated record